AUGGACAGCUGCGGGUUCCCUCUGGCGACUGUGUUGGUGGACGGGAGGGCAGCAGGGGAGCCGUUCCGGGGGGAAGCCGCGAGCGGGAGCCAGGCUAAGGCGUGGGUGUCCGCCGCCGAGGCCGUGGCCGCCGCCAGCCGUAGCCCCGCCGAUCCCCCCCGCCGCAUCAAGUCCCUGGCCCGGGACGGCAUCCCCCCCGCCCUGCGCGGCCACCUCCGCGGCAUGCUGCACCCGCCGCGGCCGCUGGCCAUGCUGGCCGGCUUCCUGCUGGCUGUCAUGGGCCUGUCGCGGGAGGAGGCGGCCUACUGGACGCUGGCCGGCCUGCUGGCCCACCGCCUGCCCCGCGACUUCUAUGACGCCGACAUGGCCGGCGCGGCGCUAGAGCAGGGCGUCAUGCACAUGCUGCUGCAGGCGCGCCGGCCCGCCGUCUGGGAGCGUGUGGCGGGCAAGCACGCCGGCGUGGGCCCGGGGCCGGGCUGCCAGGCGCGCCCCGACCGCGACUGGGUGGCCUGCCUCUUCAUCAAUGCCCUGCCCCCAGACACGACAGCCCGCGUCUUCGACUGCCUGAUGGUGGAGGGCCGCGACAUGCACGCCGCGGAGGCCAGCGCCGCCGCGCGCCUGGCGCGCCUGGUGGCCCGCAAGGCGCCGUCGGAGGGCGCGGGCGACGCGCGCUCCGCGGCCAGCGCCGCGACCUCCUCCUGCGCUACGCCCCCGACCUCCGCCGACUCGGCGGGGACUGCGGGGGCGGCGGAGGGCGCCUCCCCGCGUCGGACCCAGGCCGCGGCCCUGCGCCUGCUCCUGGCCCGGCCCCAGCUGGUCACCAGGCUGGCGGCCUCGGUGCAGGGCGCCAGGGGGUGA
This is a messenger RNA of Auxenochlorella protothecoides, 858 nucleotides long. Its product is annotated as Growth hormone-regulated TBC protein 1-A. Lineage: Eukaryota; Viridiplantae; Chlorophyta; Trebouxiophyceae; Chlorellales; Chlorellaceae. The record is from RefSeq and is a predicted model, not a curated record. The transcript has 5 exons. The coding region runs from base 1 to 858 and encodes 285 amino acids.